GAACCCCUGAAGGAAGGACAUGGCGAAAGUGAGUCGCAUGUGUCCGUGUUCAGCCGGAUGCGAGUGCCGGCCACGGAACGGUUGCAUGGCCGACGGAAUGCCUUCCUGUAGGACAGAGCAGGGAAAAUCAGGAUGCCUUGCGAGGAACAGUGUGACCGACACAGAAAAGCCCAUCCGGAAAGGCCAAGUUCCCAGAUCGAGCAGCCCAUCCAUCAUCCGAUCUUGAGAGCGCCGCAGGGGACGCCCAACGCGAUGGAUGGGGGCGUUGGCAGGUCGGGGGACGAGCGCCUCAAUUUUCUCUUGCAGAGGCUUGACGCCUUAAAAAAAAGAAGCGGGCCAGGACAGGUGGCCGAACCUGUGUUUAGACUCCGUUCUCCUUUCUCGGAGAGGAUUUUGAGGGCACCUUUGCCGAGUAGCUUCCAAAUGCCACCAAUAUCGAGAUCGAUCCCCACCACUCUCGACGGGUUGGCGUCUGAGUGGUUCAAUGAACUGCCUGAGAGGAAGAUCGAUUCCUGGGAAGAUUUGGCACGGAGGUUCCUAGUGCACUUCGCCGGAAACAGAAAGAAGAAGCUGCAUUUCUCGCAUCUCCUGUCGGUCAGACAGAGGCUGGACGAGCCAUUGAGGGAAUUCCUGACGAGAUGGAAGCUGGAGACCACCAGAGUUUAUGGAGCAGAUGACAAAACCAGGUUAUCCACUUUCCAUCUAGUUUUACGAUCGGGUGACUUCUCCAAGCGGUUGGCUUUGGAGAAGCCGAGGGAGUAUGCCAUCGCUCUAGCCAUGGCAGAGGACGAUGCCGAAGCAGAAGAGUUGGAGGCAAACAAGAAGAAAGAGGAGGCAGGAAGACUGGGCCCGGGCAGAGACCCGCGUGACAAACGGUCUUUCGGAAAGGACGCGUAUGAAGAAGGGGCCAAGGACAAGAAACCUUAUCCCCCCAGAGGUCCCAAGCUGUUAUUCCCGGAUGAACUUACACCUCUUACACACCCCGUCAGCGCCAUCCUAGAUUUCGCCGAGCAUCAAGGCUUGGUGGAAUAUGACUCGAGAUUCCCCCCGAUUUGCACUGUCGGGAAGAAACCGGCGGGGACCCAGCAGAAGAAGAGGAAGGAGAUAGGCCUUCCGAGUGACGAAGAAGAAGAGGCUAACCUUAGACAGAGGAGGGUUGAAGAUAGCCGGAUGAUCUACGGUGGUAAGACCAGAGGGAACAGCGCCGAGCAGAGGAAGAAGUGGGUGCACUCGGCUUACGUCGGGGACGUUUGCAGCGCACCUGGACCGUCGAAGAUUACGAAGAUAGAGCCCCUUCUAUUCGGUCCCAAGGACCUACCUGAGAUCCCAUCCCCGCACCGAAACGCCCUGACCGUCAAGUGCGAGAUCAACGAGGUGGUAAUUCACCGUUCCUACGUUGAUAAUGGGAGCUCGGUCAACAUCAUGUAUGUGAAGACAUUUGAGGAGCUGGGGUUGAAGAAAGAGCUCCUGAAAAGAGUAAGGACCCCUUUGUCCGGGUUCACAGGAGACAUCAUCGAUUCAGAGGGCCUGAUCGAGGUGAUGGUCACCUUCGGUGAUGGAGAACAUAAGAAGACCAUUCCGGUCGAGUUCAUGGUGGUGCGACUCCUUGGGUCCCACAACCUGAUUCUGGGCCAACCUGCACUGGAAGACCUCGAUUUCGUAAUGUCUGUGAAAUACCUGUGUAUGAAGUUCCCAACUGAUUCGGGAGUGGGAGUGUGCAGAGGAAACCAGAAGCUCGCCCGGCUCUGCUACCAAAAGCAGACAAAGAAGAUGUAUGCCCAGGAUUUGAGGGUGGACAACAUUGCCACGACACUAUUAAAGGAGGAAGAUGGACGUCCUUGAGCUGAGCCGGCCGAGGAAACAGAAGAUGUGGUGAUUAUGGAGGAGUAGCAGGAGAAGAAGAUCAAGCUCGGUAUCAACAUCGGUGCCGAGCUUCGGUCAAAAAUCAUUCAGGUACUCAGGGAGAACUUCGUGGUGUUCGCAUGGAAUGUCGAGGACAUGCCCGGAGUCAGCAAGUCUCUAAUCACCCACAGCCUCGUAGUGGGAGCGGAGACGGAGCCCAUAAAGCAGAGAAGGCGAC
Cuscuta campestris is the source of this 2080-nucleotide messenger RNA. The record is from the annotation of a GenBank genome assembly. Lineage: Eukaryota; Viridiplantae; Streptophyta; Magnoliopsida; Solanales; Convolvulaceae.